AUGGUUCUUUUUUAUCUUAAAGUCAAGGCCGAGAUGGCCAAUGUGACAGAUCUUGUACCAAUGAAUACUCCUGAGGAUCCCUUUGAAUUCCAAUUUACUGUGACUUGCACCAAGUGUCGUCAACAGCACAAUAAGCCAGUUACAAUCAACACUUUUGAACAAUACGACAUUACGGGAUCACGAGGAGAAGCCAGUUUCGUGUAUCGGUGCAAAGAGUGUAAGAGUGAACACUCUGCAAGCAUAAAAACCACCGGUAAAGCGUUGGUGGCAGAUAAUAAUGAUUGGGUGCGUAUACUUGAAAUAGAUGCUAGAGGAGUUGAUUUCAACGACUUUAUACCAGAUGGUAAAUUUGCAUGCGUGGGAGCGGAAUCCGGAACCAAAUUUACCGAGGUGGACUUGAGUGACAAUGAAUGGUAUGAUUACGACGACAAAGCUGGUGAAGAAGUGAGCAUCACCGACAUCCAAUGGUCUGUUGCUAGAAACUGA
This is a messenger RNA of Meyerozyma guilliermondii ATCC 6260, 486 nucleotides long. RefSeq lists its product as uncharacterized. The coding region runs from base 1 to 486 and encodes 161 amino acids. NCBI's taxonomy places the organism in Eukaryota, Fungi, Ascomycota, Pichiomycetes, Serinales, Debaryomycetaceae. Gene Ontology annotation, molecular function: zinc ion binding. The record is from RefSeq and is a predicted model, not a curated record. The transcript has a single exon.